Ziziphus jujuba (common jujube) is the source of this 2032-nucleotide messenger RNA. RefSeq lists its product as uncharacterized. Bases 141 to 1694 code for a protein of 517 amino acids. Gene Ontology annotation, cellular component: chloroplast envelope. Lineage: Eukaryota; Viridiplantae; Streptophyta; Magnoliopsida; Rosales; Rhamnaceae. The transcript has 13 exons. The record is from RefSeq and is a predicted model, not a curated record.
UUGACCAAAGGUUUAGAACAAGAAGGAAAAAAUCCCAAGCUCAAAUUUUUAGCCACUCAGUCAGAUACAGAUUUUCAUGGGCAUGGCCAAAACUUGAAAAUAAAUAAAUAAAUACCUCCCCAAAAAAAUAGGUUUAAUCUAUGGCCUCCAUAUCCACAUGCUUUCAGUACCUUCCACCAAAGCCACGCUUCUACUACCCAAAACCCUCAAUUCUCCCUAACUUUCCCAAAACCUUUCCUGUCAUCCAAACACCCAUUUCCCCGCGGCUAGCCCCGAGAGUUCGGGCGCCUAGGGUUUUGGUGCCAGUGGUUAGAGCUGGCAUUGAUGUCACCCCAGGGAUUAGGCCUGGAGGCGUUGUGGAGAGCGAUAAGCUCUCCACUGAUGUGAGGAAAAGAACAAUGGAGGCUGUGGAUUCUUUUGGUGGAAGAGUUACUAUAGGGGAUGUGGCCGGUAGGGCUGGGCUCAAGUUGAACGAAGCUCAGAAGGCUUUGCAGGCUCUUGCUGCUGAUACAGACGGCUUCUUAGAGGUCUCUGAUGAAGGUGAUGUUCUCUAUGUUUUCCCAAAAGAUUAUCGAGCAAAGCUUGCGGCCAAAUCAUUCAGGAUAAAGUUGGAACCUAUAUUUGAUAAGGCAAAGGCUACAGCUGAGUAUUUAGUAAGGGUUUCAUUUGGCACUGCUCUAAUUGCGUCCAUCGUUCUUGUUUAUACCACAAUUAUUGCUAUUGUCUCUAGUAGAAGUGAGGAAGAUAAUCGAGGAAGACGAGGAAGAUCGUAUGAUUCAGGAUUCGCCUUUUACUUCAGCCCGACUGACCUCUUUUGGUACUGGGAUCCAUAUUACUAUAGGAGGCGACGUGUGCAAACUGAUGAUAGCAAGACAAAUUUCAUUGAAUCUAUUUUCUCAUUUGUCUUUGGGGAUGGUGAUCCUAAUCAAGGAAUUGAAGAAGAGAGAUGGAAGUUGAUUGGCCAAUACAUAGCCUCUAAUGGUGGUGUUGUUGCAGCUGAAGAACUUGCUCCUUAUCUUGAUAUAGAAACUGGAAAGGGAAAAAUGGAUGAUGAAUCAUAUAUACUACCUGUUCUUUUACGAUUUGAUGGUCGACCUGAAAUAGAUGAAGAGGGUAAUAUUUUGUAUCGGUUUCCAUCGCUACAGCGUACAGCUUCUUCUCAAAGGAGUGGAAGAAAGGAAUAUGUGGGGAGAAAAUGGGCUGAUUGGGUUGGAGGGGUUGAGAAGUUUUUCAAUGAGAAGAAAUUGCAAUUCAGUAAAACUAGCAUGUCUGAGAGAGCAAUGGUCAUAGGACUUGGUGGCCUCAAUUUAUUUGGUGUUAUCAUUCUUGGAACCAUGUUGAAGGACAUGGCGGUUGCACCAAGUGGAUUCAUUAGAUUUGUUGCUGACAUUUUUCCUCUACUUCAGAUUUAUGCUGGUUCUUUCUUUGCAAUUCCUUUGUUUCGGUGGUUCUUUAUGCAAAGGAGGAAUGCUGAUAUAGAGAAGAGAAACAGAGCAAGAGAACAGCGAGCUCGAGAACUUGAAGUGCCAGAUCUCUCACUAAGGCGAAAGCUCCUCAGUGCUCGGGAUAUGGCUCAAAGGACGGUUAUAGGACAGGAUCAAAUCAUAUACAGUACCGACAGGGAUUUGUUUGAGCAAGACUAUGAGGCCCGAGAAUGGGAUAGGAGAUUUCGAGAGAUAGAGAAAUCAGAUUGAGAAGAGGUCUUCUUUGUGAAUUUAUGGAGUUUUUCACAACUUUCAGCGCUCUAACCUUUAGAUUGGAGUCUUCAGUUAGCAAGCCUUGGAUGAUGUGUCAGAAUUUGCAGUUUUGGAAGUCGGAUUCUGCAAUCUCAUAUGGUUCAUGAGCUCAGAUAAAUGUAUAGCACUCCCUCAAAAUACAAUCCCCAUGAACUUCAACAGUAUCAUAGCCAAUUUUGGGAUACUUUACCUGAAUUUUCACUUACGAUCUGAGAGUAAAUUACCCAAUUGCUCAUAACAGGAUGAGGAUACCUUGUACCUAGUUAUAAUUUAAAUGAUUUGCGGUGUUUCUUUUA